This is a messenger RNA of Protopolystoma xenopodis, 426 nucleotides long. The record is from the annotation of a GenBank genome assembly. Lineage: Eukaryota; Metazoa; Platyhelminthes; Monogenea; Polystomatidea; Polystomatidae.
AUGAUUAUGUGCCAUUGGACAACUUUGAUGCGCGUUUUACUCGAUGUACAUAAACAUGUACGAUGCGGUCCGGAGUCUAGGGUUAUUCCAAGAAUUCUCGACGUUCGAGCGUCAUGGAAUUUCCCGAUAGCAAAAAAGCGUCUUGUAGGAGCUGGUCUUUAUCCGGAGGCUGUCGACUCGGCUACGGCUGGAUUCAUAACGGAAAUUAUUCGUCUUGCAGGCAGGGAUGCAGAUCGUCUUUGCAAUAAGGAUCCUAUGACGUUUCAUCAUUUGGAGUAUAUGGCACAUUUGUUCCCGAAGGCACAAUUUAUAAUGAUGGUCAGAGAUCCUCGGGCUGUCGUUGCUUCUAUAAUAAAGUAUGUUGUCUUUUCUCUCAAACUAUUUCCAUCUUUAAUGUUAACGUGUGCUUUGGAAACUGGUUACUAA